This is a messenger RNA of Fraxinus pennsylvanica, 411 nucleotides long. Lineage: Eukaryota; Viridiplantae; Streptophyta; Magnoliopsida; Lamiales; Oleaceae. The record is from the annotation of a GenBank genome assembly.
AUGCUGACCUUCCCUGGAAAUAUUGUUUGGACCAAUAUCUCUGUCCAUUCUUGUGCUUAUCAAGAUAUUAUUUUCUACAAUGGUAAAUUUUAUGUUGCGGAUGUUCAUGGAGUUGUUUGUGGCUUUGAUGAUGCCAAUGGCCCAAAAGCAACAGUUAUUGCCCCUGCUCCAAUUGAAACCAAUGAUUUAUAUCAAAAGUAUCUAGCCGAAUCAUUAGGACAUCUUCUACUUGUUUCUCUUGUCCGAAAGGGUCUUUUAUUUGAUGAUGAUGAUGCAGAAGAAGAUGGUGAGGAAGAGGAAGAUCGUGAUGAUAAUGACGAGGACAAGGGUGACGUUGAUAGUAAUGAUAAUGUUGAUGAGGUGGAGGAUGUCAAAGACAGUGGCAACAAAGAGGAAGGAAAAGAAAGCUAG